Messenger RNA from Neospora caninum, 696 nucleotides. RefSeq lists its product as hypothetical. NCBI's taxonomy places the organism in Eukaryota, Apicomplexa, Conoidasida, Eucoccidiorida, Sarcocystidae. The record is from RefSeq and is a predicted model, not a curated record. The transcript has 3 exons. The coding region runs from base 1 to 696 and encodes 231 amino acids.
AUGCCGCCGAAGAAAGCCAAGAGCGUCGCGUCCGUAAAGGACAAGAACGGCGCAGCCGCCACGACGGCGGCGGCGGAGGACCUCAACAAGGCAUUAGAGGCUGAGCUUCUCACUUUGGAGAUUCAGCUUCAGGAGAAAGAUGACCAGCUAACUGAAACUUUAAAGCGAGAGAAUCUCCACACGGAAAAGUGCAAACAGUGUGAAGAAGAUCUCGAGGCGGAGGAGAGACGCCGCCUUGCCAUCUGCGCUGACCUUGUGCGACGGCACAAAGCACUGCAGCUCGACUACACAAAUCAGAUAGGAGCGAUGGAAGCGACACUACAAGGAUACAAACGCGAAUACGCCGAACAGAUGACUCUUCUCAGGCAGCUUGGUGCGGCGAAAGACAAGGAGGUUGCCGAGCACGAUGCGCGUGUAAAAGCUCUAAAAGUAAAGAUGGAUCGUGUUUCAGAAGAGUUCGCGCGCUUGCUCAUGGAGAUCCAGGAAGUCAUGGCAGAACGCGUCAAGUCACCUUUACUCGAAGCGGCCGACGAGACGCAGCGUUUUUCCGAGGUUCUCGAGGCCAGCAAAGGCCAGUACUUCAAAAAGCUGGGAGAAAUUAUCCGUGACCGGGAAGAAAAAUAUCCCCUCGGAAGCGGAUGGAGAGGGGCUGGUAUGAAGGCACCAAAAGCUGUACGCUCUUUGGGAGUUUCGUAG